Erigeron canadensis is the source of this 1146-nucleotide messenger RNA. RefSeq lists its product as uncharacterized. Lineage: Eukaryota; Viridiplantae; Streptophyta; Magnoliopsida; Asterales; Asteraceae. The transcript has a single exon. The record is from RefSeq and is a predicted model, not a curated record. The coding region runs from base 1 to 1146 and encodes 381 amino acids.
AUGUUUGAAGAACCACCACAACCACAACAACAGUUUAAUUUUCUGUUUCAACAGAAUUCGGUUAGGGGAUUACCUGUGAGGGACCAUGAGGAACUGUUUCAGCCAAAUGUGAACCCGUUUCAUAUCACGUCGUCUACACGAUUGCAGCAGACCGAACCGAUGUCAUGGCCGCAACAAAUGCAUCAGCAGCAGCAGCGGCAACAGCAGGUAAACCGAGCGGUGGGAGAGAAUGUUGGAAAUCAUGUGGGAGAGGAAAAUGUAGGGGUAGAAAGGGAAAUGAAUGAUGGGAAUGUGGAUGAGUCGCCUACGUUUUGGACUACGUGUCCUUAUUGUUUGAAUAUGUAUGAGCAUUAUAGGGCUUAUGUGGAUUGUAUACUGCGUUGUGAGAAUUGUAAAAGGGCGUUUCAGGCGGUGCAAAUACCGUCUCCGCCGGAUGUAGCUGAAGAUCAGGAGACGUAUUUUUGUUGUUGGGGGUAUUACCCGAUUGGGGUUUCGAUGAUGCAAUUGGGGAAACAGGUCGGUGAAGAUGGUACAGGUGUGAAGUCUGAUUGGAAUCCCUUUACAACUUUGAAUGAUGUUUCGAGUCAAGUCAAGGAACGGUUAAAUGAUAAUGUGGCGAAAAAGCCCAAACUUUGGGAGCCGUGGGUUUACAUAGAUGAUGUUACUGAUGAUAUCUUUGACGGGAUAUCUGAUGAAGAAUCUAGCGAUGAUUCGGAUGAUGAGUGGGGUAGUACCAAGAAAAGGAAGCCGAAAAAGAUAAAAAGGGUUGUUGGUCAUAAAAAGAAAGAAAGAUUUAUGGUGGGAAGGAAUGGUAAGAAUGCAGAAAAUAGUAUUCCGAUUCCAGAGGGCGAGGAAGAGCCUAUGGGACGUGGGGCCGAGGGUAGCAAAAAAGCAGUGGCUGGUAAUCCAAGAAGACAAUCGGGUCGGGUUGCAAAGGAAAUGGGGAAACUGGAUUUGAAUGUGGAGUUCAAUAACAAUGAAGGGGAAGAGCCUGUUCGACGCAUGGCUGCUGGGAAUCGAGGAAAUGGGCAGGGUGAUGAAAAUAAUGUUGAAGAAGGUAUUGGUUUCUUUGAAGGACUUGAUGAGUUUCUUAGCAACCUGCCAAUACUCUCUGUGAAUGAUGAAGAAAACGUUAAGGAUUCGUAA